AGUCAGAGCAGAGCAGUAGCCCACGCACAGGUAUUGGGUCAGAUCAGGAGGAUAGCCGAGCUGCCACCAUGGGUAAGGGGCCCGAUGGACUCUCUCUCUCACACACACACACACACACACACACACACACACAUCCAAAUACCAACACACGCUGAAAUAUUCAUACACAUUUACACACUACCAGACAGUGACAUAAGCGUUGAGAUAGUUAUUCAUCCAGUACCCACAGACGCACACAAUACCUUUCACUGUAAUAUUUGGAAUCCAAUAUAUUCCAGGUUGCUAUUAGGCUAAAACAUUAUUUGAAUUGUGUUUUACUGGCUUGCUGAUACUCUUGUCCUUUUCUUGUGAUGUCUCUUAAAAGUGAGAAGUUACUGUAAUGCUUGUUGUAUUAUGUCACAGAACUCUCCAUGGUGACUCAUCUCUGUGUUUUCCAGAUGCUCCUGAGUUUCAGGAAAGCUUUGUGACGUCAGGAGUUUUUAAUGUAACAGAGCUGGUGCAAGUGUCCAGAAGUAAGAUUUUUCACCUUUUUAUUAAGCUACUCGUGGUUUUAAAUAUUUGUGGUUGAAUGGAUGGAUGGGUGUGUGUUGGUGGAAUAACUUAACAAAAAUCCAUAUUUUGUUCUUAAAACGUCAUGUGUGGCUACUUUCAUUAUAACUACCUAUCCAUAACUUACAGAGCAACAUGCUUAGGAGCUGGGCAUGUGUCACAUAAACUAUGGUGAUUAAAGUUCUUACAGCCCUCUUCAGUGAAAUAAUUGCUAGCUCACUAACUCUGGCCCUCAGGCAGGGGGUGGAAACUCCCAGCCACUCUGGCAGUCACACUGCUUCCCUCAGUAGCUGAGCUCAUAGUCUCUACAUUGCUGCCUGUUUCACUGCAAUUCAACGAAUAUCCCCAUCAGAUAGAUACACAGAAAUAGGAAACACAUGGAUGGUAUAACAGGCUAGAUGACAAAGAUGGUAGUGAAUAUCCAGACCCAGGAUUGCGGGAGAUACUAACGUAAUCCAGUUACAGCAUUAAUUGCAGGCAACAUGCAGAGUAAACCUCUCCUUACAGUCUACACCCCAUCAGACACUCUGACUGGGAAUCAGAUCAUAUGGCUUUAGAAUGACGUUUUCUAUGACUUCCUCUUCCUUUUUGUUGUUUUAUCUGUCUCAUUGUGGAUUGUGCAGAUGUCAUAUCCAUUCAGUAGUUUCUAUUCACAUUGCCAAGGCUAUGUGUGCUGUGCUGUGUGCUCUGAGCUCAGUCAUUGGCUGGGGAUGCUGUGCUCACCAGGCCUGGCAUUAGCAGUGAAUUAGGGCCACAUUAACACAGCCCCCACAUGGCCAACCAGCCUCUAAUCACUCUGUAUGAAUAAGCAUCCCCUCCCAGCCACACACAAGCCUCACCAGUCACCACCUGAGACCUCCAUUCACUUACCGUCCAAUCUGACUCGUCAUUUACAUACGUUAUUUCAUUAGGUUUAGAAAUGGAGUUGAAUCAGAUUUGAAAGGCAGCUAAUGUGAAGGGAGCUGAAGGGAGAGAAGCUCAGCCAUCUGUCACAUGUAAUUGGUCACGUUUUCAGUUUUCACAGUGAUAUGCCUUUCUCCAAAGGGUCAGUCUUCAUCUGUCAUUCAGUAUGAGCAACAACCUCUGAUAACCGUACAUUCACUCACACACACAGCUGACAGCUGAUGUAGAAUGAUGUAGCUACAAUUAUCAAAAAACUAAACGAGUGAGUUAUGGUGCAUAGGGAAAACAUUUCACAUUACACCUGUCAAACAGGCUCUCUGUUUUCCAUGUUACACUUGUCUUUUUUUUAACCUUUAUUUAACCAGGUAAGCCAGUUGAGAACAAGUUCUCAUUUACAACUGUGACCUGGCCAAGAUAAAGCAAAGCAGUGCGGAAAAAACAACAACAACACAGAGUUACACAUGGGAUAAACAAAACAUACAGUCAAUAACACAAUAGAAAAUCUAUAUACAGUGUGUGCAAAUGUAGUAAGUUAUGGAGGUAAGGCAAUAAAUAGGCCAUAGUGCAAAAUAAUUACAAUUAUAAUUUAGUAUUAACACUGGAGUGAUAGAUGUGCAGAAGAUGAUGUGCAAAUAGAGAUACUGGGGUGCAAAUGAGCAAAAUAAAUAACAAUGUAAAUAACAAUAUGGGGAUGAGGUAGUUGGGUGGGCUAAUUACAGAUGGGCUGUGUACAGGUGCAGUGAUCGGUAAGCUGCUCUGACCACUGAUGCUUAAAGAUAGUGAGGGAGAUAAGUGUCUCCAGCUUCAGAGAUUUUUGCAGUUCGUUCCAGUCAUUUGCAGCAGAGAACUGGAAGGAAUGGCGACCAAAGGAGGUGUUGGCUUUGGGGAUGACCAGUGAGAUAUACCUGCUGGAACGCAUACUACGGGUGGGUGUUGCUAUGGUGACCAAUGAGCUAAGAUAAGGCGGGGAUUUGCCUAGAAGGGAUUUAUAGAUGACCUGGAGCCAGUGGGUUUGGCGACGAAUAUGUAGUGAGGGCCAGCCAACGAGAGCGUACAGGUCACAAUGGUGGGUAGUAUAUGGGGCUUUGGUGACAAAACGGAUGGCACUGUGAUAGACUACAUCCAAUUUGCUGAGUAGAGUGUUGGAAGCUAUUUUGUAAAUGACAUCGCCGAAGUCAAGGAUCGGUAGGAUAGUCAGUUUUACGAGGGCAUGUUUAGCAGCAUGAGUGAAGGAGGCUUUGUUGCGAAACAGGAAGCCGAUUCUAGAUUUAACUUUGGAUUGGAGAUGCUUAAUGUGAGUCUGGAAGGAGAGUUUACAGUCUAACCAGACACCUAGGUAUUUGUAGUUGUCCACAUAUUCUAAGUCAGAGCCGCCGAGAGUAGUUAUUCUAGUCGGGCAGGCGGGUGCAAGCAGCGUUCGAUUGAAGAGCAUGCAUUUAGUUUUACUAGCGUUUAAGAGCAGUUGGAAGCCACGGAAGGAGUGUUGUAUGGCAUUGAAGCUCGUUUGGAGGGUUGUUAACACAGUGUCCAAUGAAGGGCCAGAUGUAUACAAAAUGGUGUCGUCUGCGUAGAGGUGGAUCUGAGAGUCACCAGCAGCAAGAGUGACAUCAUUGAUAUACACAGAGAAUAGAGUCGGCCCGAGAAUUGAACCCUGUGGCACCCCCAUAGAGACUGCCAGAGGUCCAGACAACAGGCCCUCCGAUUUGACACAUUGAACUCUAUCUGAGAAGUAGUUGGAGAACCAGGCGAGGCAGUCAUUUGAGAAACCAAGGCUAUUUAGUCUGCCGAUAAGAAUGCGGUGAUUGACAGAGUCAAAAGCCUUGGCCAGCUCAAUGAAGACGGCUGCACAGUACUGUCUUUUAUUGAUCACGGUUAUUAUAUCGUUUAGGACCUUGAGCGUGGCUGAGGUACACCCAUGACCAGCUCAGAAACCAGAUUGCAUAGCGGAGAAGUUACGGUGGGAUUCUAAAUGGUCGGUGAUCUGUUUGUUAACUUGGCUUUCAAAUACUUUCGAAAGGCAGGGCAGGAUGGCUAUAGGUCUGUAACAGUUUGGAUCUAGAGUGUCACCCCCUUUGAAGAGGGGGAUGACCGCGGCAGCUUUCUAAUCUCUGGGGAUCUCAGACGAUACGAAAGAGAGGUUGAACAGGCUGGUGAUAGGGGUUGCGAAAAUUUAGGCGGCUAAUUUUAGAAAGAAAGGGUCCAGAUUGUCUAGCCCAGCUGAUUUGUAGGGGUCCAGAUUUUGCAGCUCUUUCAGAACAUCAGCUGUCUGAAUUUGUGUGAAGGAGAAGCGGGGGGGGGCAUGGGCAAGUUGCAGCGGAGGGUGCAGAGCUGGUGGCCGGGGUAGGGAUAGCCAGGUGGAAAGCAUGGCCAGCUGUAGCAAAAUGCUUGUUGAAAUUUUCGAUUAUCAUAGAUUUAUCGGUAGUGACAGUGUUUCCUAGCCGCAGUUCAGUGGGCAGCUGGGAGGAGGUGCUCUUAUUCUCCAUGGACUUUACGGUGUCCCAAAACGUUUUGGAGUUAGUGCUACAGGAUGCACAUUUCUGUUUGAAAAAGUUAGCCUUUCCUAACUGAUUGUGUAUAUUGGUUCCUGACUUCCCUGAAAAGUUGCAUAUCACGGGGGCUGUUCGAUGCUAAUGCCGUACGCCACAGGAUGUUUUUGUGCUGGUCAAAGGCAGUCAAGUCUGGGAUGAACCAGGGGCUAUAUCUGUUCUUAGUUCUGAAUUUUUUGAAUGGGGCAUGCUUAUUUAAGAUGGAGAGGAAAGCACUUUUAAAGAACAACCAGGCAUCCUCUACUGACGGAAUGAGGUCAAUAUCCAUCCAGGAUACCUGGGCCAGGUCAAUUAGAAAGGCCUGCUCGCUGAAGUGUUUUAGGGAGCGUUUGACAGUGAUGAGGGGUGGUCGUUUGACCGCGGACCCAUUACGGACGCAGGCAAUGAGGCAGUGAUCGCUGAGAUCCUGGUUGAAGACAGCGGAGGUGUAUUUAGAGGGUAAAUUAGUCAGGAUGAUAUCUAUCAGGGUGCCCAUGUUAACGGAUUUAGGGUUGUACCUGGUAGGUUCCUUGAUAAUUUGUGUGAUAUUGAGGGCAUCUAGUUUAGAUUGUAGGACGGCCGGGGUGUUAAGCAUAUCCCAGUUUAGGUCACCAAGCAAUACAAACUCUGAGGAUAGAUGGGGGGCAAUCAAUUCACAUAUGGUGUUCAGGGCACAGCUGGGGGCUGAGGGGGUCUGUAGCAAGCAGCAACAGUGAGAGACUUAUUUCUGGAAAGGUAGAUUUUUAGAAGUAGAAGCUCAAACUGUUUGGGCACAGACCUGGAUAGUAUGAAAGAGCUCUGCAGGCUAUCUCUACAGUAGAUUGCAACUUCGCCCCCUUUGGCAGUUCUAUCUAGACGGAAAAUUUUGUAGUUGGGAAUGGACAUUUCAGAAUCUUUGGUGGCCUUCUUAAACCAGGAUUCAGACACUGCUAUAACAUCAGGGUUGGCUGAGUGUGCUAACGCAGUGAAUAACUCAGACUUAGGGAGGAGGCUUCUGAUGUUAACAUGCAAGAAACCAAGGCUUUUGCAAUUACAGAAGUCAACAAAUGAUAGCGCCUGGGGAGCAGGAGUGAUACUGGUGGCUACAGGGCCUGGGUUAACCUCUACCUCACCAGAGGAACAGAGGAGGAGUAGAAUAAGGAUACGGCUAAAGGCUUUAAGAACUGGUCUUCUAGUGCGUUGGGUACAGAGAAAAAAGGGGGCCGAUUUCCGGGCGUUGUAGAAUAGAUUCCUAAACAGAUCAACAGGAUGGGGUACCGUAUAAAGGAACAGUCCAGCAGGCAUCAGCUGUGUAGCUGAGUGAUCAUAAGGUCCAGUGAACAGCAAUAAGUAAGUCCGGGAGCAAUUCAGUGGCUGCUACGUUACAGGCACGGCUGUUGAUUGCGUGUGCUAGCGGGCCGGGGCUAGCAGAUGGAUCUUCGUGGUCGUUGCAACGGGAAGCCUGUUGAAACCACAUCAGACGAUUACGUCGGCAGACCAGUCGUGAUGGAUCGGCGGGGCUCCGUGUCAACACUAGGAGGUCCCGUCCGGUUGACAGAGAGGUAGAUAGCCGGGAGAUGGGCCUGGCUCGAAGCUAGCUCAAGGCUAACUGGGGUUAGCUUCAGGACAGUGGUGAUUAGUGGUGAUUAGCCAACAACGACAACAGCCAUUCGGUUGCAGCUAGCUAGUUGCGAUGAUCCGGUGUUAAGGUCCAGUGAUUCCGGCAGAAAAUCCGAUAUGCUCUGGCUCGAUAGCGCGAUGUGCAGACUGUGCAGACUGGCCGAUAAUUGGACAAUGGUGAAAACCGCUAACGGUGGCUAAAAGCAAGUAGCUAGUUAGCUGGCUAGCUGGCUAGUUUCAGCCAGAGGUUCUGGAUAAAAAUGUAUGAAGAAAUAAUAGAAUCCGUUCCACAUUGGGUGAGGCAGGUUGCAGGAAAGUAUAUUUAGUUAAAGGAUGGAAAGUGAGAUUGAGAAAUAUAUACGGAAAAUACAUUUUUUUUUUUUUUUUUUUUUUACAUGAGGACACUACAGAAAACACGUCCGCACUGCUAUGCCAUCUUGACUGACUAAUUGGAAGUAAACGUAGUUAAAGACUUCAAUUAACCACCUGCCAUCUGGUCUCUCCUGGGAAAAAGACUGCUAUUCCAGAUUCACUCCCUUCACUCCCCAAAUCCUCAGCUGCACAUGAUGCUAUGCUAUAACAACUAUCACCUGCAUCUCUGUUUAUGUGACACAUUCAGAUUCAUAUCACAAACUCCACAACACUUGUAUCAUGUAUUUACGCCAAUAUCAAUGCUUGUGUUUUAAACCCCAAGAGGCGUUGAUUUUAGACUACGUAAUUAGCUUAUUUAACUAAUGUUACUUUUAAGUGCUUUCUACUGUAUUUACCCAGGCCUCAUAUGGGAUGCAUAUCCUAGGAGACAUUAGCCGCCUUUUAGAAAUGAUGAAUUCUCCACUGACCUACUUUGCUAGUGUAAUUAAACAGAGCAGAAUGUGUUGUUAUUACUGCUUUGCAUCACCAUGGCUAUCCAGCUCAACCAUAGAAAUAGAAUCCCACACAUUGAUGUGAAUGGGGAUUCCUUUUCUAAUAAUUAGAUUUCUAUGCGUUCAACCACCUCAUGUUCGGAGUUCCCUCCCUGGUUACUCCUUUUUGGCCAGAGUUUCCUGUAAGGUGCACAUGAAAGACUUUCUACACUGGAGAUCCAUGAAUCCUCCCUUUGUCUUGUGUUCCCUAGCGUCUCGGUACAGUGUGUGAGUCAGGGAGAGAUUGAUCGCCUGGGGAUCUGUAUUGACGCCAUCCCACUGUUAAUAAGCAUACCUGCCCUAACAAAUGGGACAUUGUUCUCCGAGCUCACUGUCUCCCCACGGCUCGGUAAAGUACAGUACACACUAGCGUAGUAUAGUGCAACAACAUCUCUGUCCACUCCAGCCAGAUCACAGCACAGUAGCAGGCAGCCAUUAAUGCACAUGGCCAUAUAAAUGACAUUAGUGGAAACCUGAGAGGGGAAAUGGGGUAAAUGCUGAUAGAUGGCUGCACAGCCCCAGACCCAUAAUGCUACAUCAUCAUGCUCUUGUCCUGAGAGUUGAAGUACAGUAGCAGACUGCAGCUGGGAUUGUCCACUUUUUGUAACCUCUCGCUCAACGUCAACAAAACGAAGGAGCUGAUCGUGAACUACAGGAGAUGGCAGAGAGAGUACGCCCCCAUCCACAUCGACAGGACCGCAGUGGAGAGUCAAAAGCUUGAAGUUCCUCGGCGUGCACAUCACUGAGGACCUGAAAUGGUCCCUCCAGGACAUCGACAGCAGCCGGUGUCACAGCCGGUGACACAGGAAGGCCAAGAAGAUCAUCAAGAACCUCAGCCACCCAAGCCACUGCCUGUUCACCCCGCUACCAUCUAGAAGGCAGAGACAGUACAGGUGCAUCAAAGCUGGGACCGAGAGACUGAGAAACUGAGAAACAGCCAUCAGACUGUUAAACAGUCACCACUAGCCAGCCUCCGCUCAGUACCCUGCCCUGAACCAUAGACACUGUUCUAGCCGGCUAACACCUGGUACUCUACCCUGCACCGUAGGGACUGCUGCCCUAUGUACAUAGUCAUUGAACACUGGUCAGUUUAAUAAUGUUUACAUACUGCUUUACCCACUUUAUAUGUACACUGAGUGUACAAAACAUUAAGGACACCUGCUCUUUCCAUGACAUAGACUGACCAGGUGAUUCCAGGUGAAAGCUAAGAUCCCUUAUUGAUGCCACCUGUUAAAUUCACUUCAAUCAGUGUAGAUGAAGGGGAGGAGACAGGUUAAAUAAUGAUUUUUAAGCUUUGAGACAAUUGAGACAUGGAUUGUGUAUGAGUGCCAUUCAGAGGGUGAAUGGGCAAGACAAAAUAUUUAAGUGCCUUUGAACAGGGUAUGGUAUAAGGUGCCAGGCGCACCUGUUUGAGUGUGCCAAGAACUGCAACGCUGCUGGGUUUUUCAUGCUCAACAGUUUCCCGUGUGUAUCAAGAAUGGUCCACCACCCAAAGGACAUCCAUCCAACUUAACACAACUGUGGGAAGCGUUGGCGUUAACAUGGGCCAGCAUCCCUGUGGAACACUUUCGACACCUUGUAGUUUAGGCCCCAACGAAUUGAGGCUCUUCUGAGGGCAAUUAAGAUGUUCCUAAUGUUUUGUACACCGUGUGUGUGUGGGGGUGUUUGUGUGUGUGUACACAGUGCAUUCGGAAGGUAUUCAGACACCUUGACUUUUUCCACAUUUUGUUACGUUACAGCCUUAUUCUAAAAUAGUUUUUUCCCCUCAUCAAUCUACACACAAUGCCCCGUAAUGACAAAGCAAAAACAGGUUUUUAGAAAUGUUUGCACAUUUAUAAAAAAGAGAAAUAUCACAUUUACAUAAGUAUUCAGACCCUUUACUCACUACUUUGUUGAAGCAACUUUGGCAGCGAUUACAGUCUUGAGUCUUCUUGGGUAUAACACUACCAGCUUGGCACAACUAUAUUUGAGGAGUUUCUCCCAUUCUUCUCUGCAGAUCCUCUCAAGCUCUGUGGGAUGGCGUAUCGCUGCAGAAUGCUGUGGUAGCCAUGCUGUUUAAGUGUGCCUUGAAUUCUAAAUAAAUCACAGACAGUGUCACCAGCAAAGCACCCCCACACAAUCACACCUCCGCCUCCAUGCUUUAAGGUGGGAAAUACACAUGCGGAGAUAAUCCGUUCACCGACACCGCGUCUCAUAAAGACAUGGCGGUUGGAACCAAAAAUCUCCAAUUUGGACUCCAGACCAAAGGACACAUUUCCACUGGUCUAAUGUCCAUUGCUCGUGUUUCUUGGCCCAAGCAAGUCUCUUCUUCUUAUUGGUGUCCUUUAGUAGUGGUUCCUUUGGAGCAAUUCGACCAUGAAGGCCUGAUUCACACAGUCUCCUCUGAACAGUUGAUGUUGAGAUGUGUCUGUUACUUGAACUCUCUGAAGCAUUAAUUUGGGCUGCAAUUUCUGAGUCUGGUAGCUCUAAUGAACUUAUCCUCUGCAGCAGAAGUAACUCUGGGUCUUCCAUUCCUGUGGCGGUCCUCAUGAGAGCCAGUUUCAUCAUAGCGCUUGAUGGUUUUUGCGACUGCACAUGAAGAAACUAUCAAAGUUCUUGACAUUUUCUGGAUUGACUGACAUUCAUGUCUUAAAGUAAUGAUGGACUGUUGUUCCUCUUUGCUUAUUUGAGCUGUUCUUGCCAUAAUAUGGACUUGGCCUUUUACCAAAUAGGGCUAUCUUCUGUAUACCCUCCUACCUUGUCACAACACUACUGAUUGUCUUAAACGCAUUAAGAAGGAAAGAAAUUCCACAAAUUAUAUUUUAAGAAGGCACACCUGUUAAUUGAAAUGCAUUCCAGGUGACUACCUCGUGAAGCUGGUUGAGAGAAUGCCAAGAGUGUGCAAAGCUGUCAUCAAGGCAAAGGGUGGCUAUUUGAAGAAUUUCAAAUAUAACAUUUAUUUUGAUUUGUUUAACACUUUUUUGGUUACUACGAUUCCAAAUGUGUUAUUUAUAAUCUGUGUACGCUACCAAUAAACUUUUAUUUGAUUUUGGGGUGCUUUUCUUGUUACAGAGAAGUACACACAGAUACAACACAAUAUGUUUGCUCACAGAGCGACACAAUUCUUUAGCAGCGAUGUGUGAGUGAGCUUGAGGAUGGUGUUAUGUCAUUUGUGUAGAUAUUUUAGGAUUAUUCUAUAGAUAAUUGAUGUCUAAUUGAAAGUGAUGUACAGUGUGUGUUCCUCCCCUGACUGACCUGUCCCCCCUGUGUGUGUGUUUGUUGUGUGCAGCUCCGGUGGUGACAGGGGCAGGCCCUAACUUUUCUCUGGGAGAGCUGCAGGGGCACCUGGCCUACGACCUUAACCCCUCAGGGGUGGGCAUGAGGAGAACCCUGCCCAGCACCUCCUCCAGUGGGUCAGUACCCAGCCCCGAAACACACACACACACACACACAUGUGCGCACACACACACACCUAGACUGGAAAUGAAUAUACAACAUACACUUCAAAUAGACAAACUCACUGCACAAUACACUCGGUUUGUUUGUACUCUACCCUGUGAAUAAACUCACAUUUAGAGUGAAUGUUAGAAUAUAUUUCAUGUUAACAGGAGCCUUGCAUAAGUGAAUUGCUGGAUGUGCAAACACUUGGGUCGAUGACAGGAGGACUGUAUGGUUGUUUUUAUUGGUGCACAGAGAGCAGUAUCCUGGUGUUGAAAGCACAAGACCUUCACUACAAUAACAAUGGCUGUUCCUCAUGUGACUGCAGGCUAUGUAAUUUAUCUGAGCGUGUGCAACACUGCCAAAACACAAGCUGUGACUUAUUGUCUUAUUUUUCACUGUAAACGUCAAGUAAAGCUGGGACAAACUGAGACCGUAAAUAAACUGGUUUACCUGAGAGUCCUGGAGCUGCUCAGUUUCCUACCGGCCAUCUCCAGGUUGACGUUGUUGACCCACUUGUGUACUGUGCAUGUGUAUAUACUUUAUACACAGUUUUGAGCUGUCAAUGUUUCACAUUGCCUUUCCCUUAUUUCCUCCUCCCUCUCUCCCUCUGUGACAUACAGGAGUAAGAGGCACAAGUCGGGAUCCAUGGAGGAUGAUGUGGACACCAGUCCUGGGGGAGAGUACUAUACCUCUCCCAACUCCCCGGCUAGCAGCUCCCGCAACUGGCAGGAGGAUCUGGAAGGAGGUGAGCAUCCCCUCUGGGCUUCCACACAAUCUCUUAGCUAUUGUAUAGUUUUGACCAAGGACAGUGCUUAUUGCUCGUCAGUUAGUACAAACUCAUUAUGUCUUGCUGAGGACACUGGCUAUCCUCCAACUCUUCAGUAAUUUCAAACGGUGACUCAGUUCUGGUGUCCCUCUUAAAUGUUCUUCAUUACGGGUGUCGAGAAACGUCUACAACUCAUACUUUUCAUAAUCACAGUGGGGAAACAGCUGAAAUAUCAGGCCAUAUGUCACGCCCUGACUCUAGGGAUUUGUAUUGGUUGAGUCAGGGUGUGUAUUUUCUGUGUUGGGUUUGUCUAUGUUAGUUUCUAGAUCGUUUAGAUCUAUGUUGGCCAGGGUGGUUCCCAAUCAGAGGCAGCUGUAGCUCGUUGUCUCUGAUUGGGGACCAUACUUAGGUAGCCUGUUGGCACUAGUGGGGUGUGGGAUCUUGUUCCGUGUUGAGGUAUGUUAUUUGUCUACCUUGGACUUCACGUUUCAUUUGUUGUUUUGUCGUGUGUUUAGCCGUAAAUAAAUAUGAAUGCAUAUCACGCUGCACCUUGGUCCUUCUCGUCCGUAAACGAUCGUGACACCAUACUUUCACUUCAAGUACCUUGAACGCCAUUGACACAGUGCAAAAGAGCAAAUUAUAAAUAUAUCAUGUUAUAAACAGAAAGUACGCAGCUUCAAAUUUCCCAAAUUGAGCCUGAAGUCGUAAUUAAUUCAUGAACCAACAAUUUUUGUGAAAGUCUGCAAAAAGUCAAGUGGCCCAGGAUACCUUGGAGCAGUAUCCACAAAUGCACCGUCGCAGUAGCUACCUUCUUGCUUUCCUCUCACCUCAGGUUCACGAAUCAGUUUGCUAGUAUGGAAUGAUUUUCCUAACAAAGAUAUCUAGCAAACAGCAAAGCUACUGUGUAUCUCUCAUCCAGAUACAAGCAAUCUUUUCAAGAUAAUUGUAUAAAGCAGUAUUUGAAAUAUUGAUAUCGCAUAUGCCUUUCACAUUGUCUUGUACAGUAUGGCCCUCCUCCCCCAACAGCACUGACCAGGUUCUGGUAGAAAUAGGAUGAGUAGGUUACAGCAUGCACAGUUUGGUCCAGUGGUUGAGUGAGUGAGUGUGGGACAGAGUAAGUGGUCAGGUAGUGGGCGUGCUGAGUGAGUAGGGCCUGCCUGGUAAGUGCACUACACGUGGGAUCAUGUGUGUAUGAGCCUCGAGGCAGCUCUCUAACCAUGGGUUAGCAGCAGUAAGUGGGAGGAGGAUCAACAUCUUUACAACACAACCGUUACCUGAGUGUUUAACACACACCGAAAACAUUUUAACACACUGUGUGUUGUUCUACCGGGGGAGUUUCUAGGCAUCCCAUAUGAUCUAAUGCUGUUAAACUGCGGUGGACUCUCCACGCUACACUAAUAGUGUCCAGUGGCCUGUAAAGGGCCCUGGUGGCGUGUCUGGGGGCUUUGUGGUGCUAUUAACCAGAGUGGCCCCGGCUGGGCCCCAGGCUCCAGGAGGGCACCCGAUACAGGUACCUUGACGCUGACACCAGAGCUGUGGAGGUCAACAGAGCAGAGCCGGCCCCUCUCACCCCCAGCCCCGACCCCGUCAGAGGCCCUGCAGGAGUCUGGCCCAACCCUCCUCGUGUCGUGCUCUCUCUUCCUGUCUAGACAGCUCUAAUGAGCUCCUCUUUAACGACCCCUUCGGAUGAUUGCUCUGAGAUGGUGGGGGGGCUACAGGCUGUGUGAGAGGAGGAUGUUUGUGCACCUUCCCCAGGUAGAGGUGGUCAGGGAAGCUUGCCUCAAUACUAGGGGAAGCUUGCGUCAGUCUGCAGCGGGGCGACUGGAUUGGAAAGGUAAUGCCUGGCCUCCUGUAGAGCUGUGGUUUGACCCCUGGCUCAGGUCACCAGCACUACCAACUCUUAGUUAAGGAGGUUACGGUUUAAGCCUCACUUAACCAUCGAUUAGAUUACAACUCAUACUCUGUAGACUUUGUUCAAAAGAGACAUUCUCAAGGUAUUGUAAUGUAAAUAUUAAUAUAAUGUGUCAAUACAGUAGGUAGAUGUGUGGGUUGGCCUAGUCCCUUGAAGACUGAGCUGAGUGGUCAGUCAGAUUAGUGUGAUCAGGUAAUUAGCGUCAGUGCUGUAAUGGCUGCCCCUGCCUAACCCCCAGCACUAAGCCGGACGUGCAUGUUUAUCCUAUGAGCAAGUCUCCCGUUGAACCUCAGCUGCCCCCCUGCCCUCUGACAUUCCUGAAAAGCUCUGAUUUACUCACUCACUCCACUCUGAGACAGAGGGCUGAGGGUGGAGAGCUGGGGUAGAGCAGGGGAAGAGGAAGCUGUCAAAUAAACCUUUCCCCCUCUCUCUCUGUCUCCCUCGCUCUCUCUCCAGCUCUUUCUCAGAAAACAAUUAGAGUGAGGGGUAUAAAUGUAUAAUGUGUGAAAGAGAAUCCUCACUCCAUGACUGACUCCCUCUGUACAGUAUCACAGUAAGAACUCCGCCACUCCUAAGAAGGAAACAAAGAGCUGUGCAAUGUUAAUACCCUAAUCUAAAACAGGCCCGAGCUGGGUGGAGAAAGGGUUCCUCACACACAUUCUGUGUGCGAUAGCAAGCUAAACACAGAGGAGGAGGACAAGGAGGGUUGCACCCUGCCAGUAAUAUCACUGCAACAAAGAUGCAUUUGUUUAGCACAUCUAAGCAACUCUGGUAUCAGGCACUGCAGGCCACUUGGGAAUGUGAGUGAUCUACCUAGGCGAACCGGAUUUGGGGUAGACCUGGCCAAAACAUAACAUUGAUUCUGAUCCUGUUGUUUUGGCUUAAUGAGGAAGUUGGGAGCCCAUGUGCUCACUGCAACUGCAGCACUGAGGACUUACUGGGUCUUGUCAAUGCACCCUGCCACCCUGUGUUGAGUUACUGUAAUUACAACAGCCAUGUAGUAGCAGAUUCAAUUGGGCAAUUUAAAUGUAGGGUCUUUUCAAUAGUCUUCUCCAGACAGUCAUUAUUAUUAUGGGAGUCGCAUCAGUAACACCCUCUGUAUCUCUGUCUCUGUGUCCAGGCAUGUCCCCUGGAGUAAAGAAGACCGAGAUGGACAGCCCGUCUCCUCAAGAGAGCUCCCCACGCCUCGGCUUCACACAGCACCACCGGCCCGUCAUCGCAGUGCACAGUGGUCAGUACACACACUCUUAUGCACAUCACAUUCACAGGAGACAUCUUGUCACUGUUGCCACAAUCCACCCCCCUCACACAUGCACAUCUCCUAGGAUAUGAAUCGUGUUUAAAAAUUUCAAAACAAAAGUCUGAACUGUCAUUUUUUAAAAAUCAGCCCUUCUCCACAGCUAAGAUAUUCCGUAUGUAAUGUCUCGUGCUGUAGGGAGGUUCAACAUCAGCAGCAACACUAUCUACAUAGUUCCACAUUUUGACUGACUGAAGGUAUUAUGCUUUCAACAAGACCAGCUUCCUUUCAGACCAUGCAUUAUUUGAGGUUUUAAUUGAACAUCCCGUUAACACUUUCUGACAGAUAAUUGUUUGUGGAAACAAUGAAGAGUAAUCUAUGAGCAGGUAGUGUUCCCCAGGCAAACGUCUGCUGGAUGAUGCAUGAACAAUUAAAGCCGCUAUUAAAAUGAAUUGGCCGUGCAUCACCAUAUGUCAGCUAAAUUAGCGCAUGGUGCUGAUAGAGUUGCCAUACUAAAUGUGAUAAACAAACUCAUGCAAUAGGUACUGCACGAAGGGAGAGGCGCAAAGACUGAGUCAUUUCAUUACAUAUACACUACCGGUCAAAAGUUUUAGAACACCUACUCAUUCAAGGGUUUUUCUUUAUUUGUACUAUUUUCUACAUUGUAGAAUAAUAGUGAAGACAUCAAAACUAUGAAAUAACACAUAUGGAAUCAUGUAGUAUCCAAAAAAAGUGUUAAACAAAUCAAAAUAUAUUUUAUAUUUGGGAUUCUUCAAAUAGCCACCCUUUGCCUUGAUGACAGCUUUGCACACUCUUGGCAUUCUCUCAACCAGCUUCACCUGGAAUGCUUUUCCAACAGUCUUGAAGGAGUUCCCACAUAUGCUGAGCACUUGUUGGCUGCUUUUCCUUCACUCUGCGGUCCGACUCAUCCCAAACCAUCUGAAUUGGGUUGAGGUCGGGGGAUUAUGGAGGCCAGGUCAUCUGCUGCAGCACUCCAUCACUCUCCUUCUUGGUAAAAUAGCCCUUACACAGCCUGGAGGUGUGUUGGGUCAUUGUCCUGUUGAAAAACAAAUGAUUGUCCCACUAAGCCAAACCAGAUGGGAUGGCGUAUCGCUGCAGAAUGCUGUGGUAGCCAUGCUGGUUAAGUGUGCCUUGAAUUCUAAAUCAAUCACAGACAGUGUCACCAGCAAAGCACCCCCACACCAUAACACCUCCUCCUCCAUGCUUUAAGGUGGGAAAUACACAUGUAGAGAUCAUCCGUUCACCACACCUGCGUCUCACAAAGACACAGCGGUUGGAACUAAAAAUCUCCAAUUUGGACUCCAGACCAAAGGACAAAUUUCCACCGGUCUAAUGUCCAUUGCUCGUGUUUCUUGGACCAAGCAAGUCUCUUCUUCUUAUUGGUGUCCUUUAGUAGUGGUUUCUUUGCAGCAAUUUGACCAUGAAGGCCUGAUUCCCGCAGCCUCCUCUGAACAGUUGAUGUUGAGAUGUGUCUGCUACUUGAACUCUGUGAAGCAUUUAUUUGGGCUGCUAUUUCUGAGGCUGGUAAAUCUAAUGAAUUUAUCCUCUGCAGCAGAGGUAACUCUGGGUCUUCCCCCCCCCCCUACCUUGUCACAACACAACUGAUUGGCUCAAACACAUUAAGAUGGAAAGAAAUUCCACAAAUUAACUUUUAAGAAGGCACACCUGUUAAUUGAAAUGCAUUCCAGGUGACUACCUCAUGAAGCUGGUUGAGAGAAUGCCAAGAGUGUGCAAAGCUGUCAAGGCAAAGGGUGGCUAUUUGAAGAAUCUCAAAUAUAAAAUAUAUUUUGAUUUGUUUAACACUUUUUUGGUUACUACAUGAUUCCAUAUGUGUUAUUUUAUAGUUUUGAUGUCUUUACUAUUAUUCUACAAUGUAGAAAAUAGUAAAAAAAAUAAAGAAAAAUCCUGGAAUGAGUAGGUGUUCUAAAACUUUCGACCGGUAGUGUAUAUAUUAUUUUUUUCCGUGAAUAGUGGUUGUAUGAAAGUCACUGACUGUAGAGAAUGGCACUCAAACUGAAUAAUUAUUUUGUUUUGCAGAACCACACAUCUUUCAAUGUCACUUUUAUUAUCUCAAGCAUACCAUCAUUGUGGAGCAUGAACAAGUACAUUUAUUAACACAUUUUCUCUCUCUGUCCCUCUGUUUUUCUCUCUCUUUCUUCCUCUCCCUCUCUUUUCUCCCUUUCUCUCUCUAUGUGCAGGGAUUUCUCGUAGUCCGCACCCCUCCUCGUCUUUGCACUUCCCCACCACCUCCAUCCUGCCCCAGUCCACCUCCUACUUCCCCCACACCGCCAUCCGCUACCCGCCACACCUAAGCUCCCAAGACCCGCUGAAGGACCUGGUCUCCCUGGCCUGUGACCCGUCCAACCAGCAGCCCAGCCCAGUGAGUCCAGCCCAUCUAACAACUCUAACUAGGGCCCAGAGUUUGUCCUGGUCAGGUCAUGUGGUCAGUAAAACUCCUGACCCUACUCAUUACUCACUGUCAUACUAGAUAGAAGUAGAACCCAGCAUGGCCAGGGCACAACUGAGCCAGCUACCAAUGCUGUCACUAAUUGAUGUGUGGAGAGAGUUGGUCUCCAAUUCACCAUGUUUAAUGUGUUCAUCUCACAGAACCUGUAGUAGUGUGACAUCAUGUUUGGGCCGUGAUUUCAUGGCAAGCUCUUCAGUUUGAGGUAAUGUUAAGGGAAGUUCACUCACUCGGGUAUAUUUCCCAGAGGAAAUGUAUUAUACUUUUGAGUGGUUUAUUCAGAUAUUUGUGUUAUUUCCAUUUGUCAUUUAGAUUCACCUAAUCGUUUGUUUAAUAUUUAAUUCCUUCAUGCUUCAUGUUUUCUAUAUCGUCACCCUGUCUCAGAUGGCCUGGUCCCCUGUGAACAGUAUGAUAUGCCAUUUCAUUCCCAUAUUCUCCCCCACUGUGGUCUUUACUACUGGACUGGCCUGGGGAUACUCUACUGUAGGUGACAUAACCUGAGAGAGAGGCAGCAGCCCACAGCAAUGUAGGAACAUAGUAUACAGCUAGAGUCAGGUUACCCUCACGUAGCUGCUACUCCUCCCCUCUGCUCCAGACUGCAGAAUGAAGCCACCACAACUAUGCGUGACUCUCAGAAUAAUUAACACUCACCAUACUGUAUCUUUAAACAUGACAAAGGAGAAAGGGGCAACAAUUCGAUAGAUCUGAAGCCAUAAAAUCAUUGUAAUCACUGUAUGUGUUUUAGUCAACUUCUUAGAUUAUCGUUGUUCAAUGUAUUGGCUGGCCGGUAGUACAGCAGUGGUGAAUUCCCCGUCACAGAGAGGAAAAUAAGCCCUGAGACUUCCUGCUCUGUUUAGACUCAGCCUGCUGUCCCUGCUGGCCCUGGGACCCACCCAGAUCCUCAGACAUGGUUAUACUCAUUACCAAUAUAUGACACAGACCUGAGAGGACCUGCCACUGCACCACAUGCAAAUGACCCUCCUCCCAGCUUCAAUAAUGCUGGCAUUACAAGCCAGGUUGCUCAAUGAAGCUGCUAUACUGUUUCUGUUUUGACUUGAAAGGAGUGAAGGGGUGGAGGGAGAAGGAGAUCCCUGUACGUCUCUAGCAGUGAUGCUGAGGGUCUGGCGCAGGCAGGCAGGCAGCUCACAGAGGAAAGAGGAGAGACAUUUAUCAGGAGUGCCCCUCAGCAGCAACCACGCUGGGCUCCACUCAGCCCAAACUGCAGAGUCAUUGAAAUUCGCCCUGCUGCAGUGCGACUGCAGCCAGGCAGUCACAAAGGACGAGCGCAUGGGACCACAAUGUAGCUGACUCAUUUGCUCAUCCAUUGUUGUGGAAGACAGUGAGUGUGCACUGCAGUCCUCUCCUCUGGGGAGGAGAGAGUCUCUGAAAGACCAUGCCAGCCAGUGGAAGUGCAGCCAUGGAUGGGUGACUGGUUGAGCAGUGCAGUGCCCUGGACAUCACUCAUUCCCUCUCCCCUCUCUCUCUCUCUCUCUCUCUCUCUUACACACACACACACAAACAUGCUGAUGGAGAGGGAAAGCAUGUGUAUGAGAGAGAGUGAGAAAUAGUUUGAGAGACAGGGACAGUGCAGUGACAUCUACAGUAAUAUAUCAUCUGUGCUGCAGCAGUGAUGCCCCCUCCUCCUUUCCCACCCCCCUUCUUCCACUCCCCCACUAAACAGCUGACAUGUGCCCUCCUCUCUCCCUUCCCAGCUGAACGGCAGUGGUCAAGUGAAGGUGCCCAGUCACUACAUCUCCUCCCAGAUGCUGGCGCCUCCUCCGCCCCCCGGGAUGCCCCGACUGACGCUGCCCUCCGACUCCAAGUCCAGCACCACCACCUCGGACGGGGGAGCCAACUCCCCCACGUCACCCAGUAAGUGGGCCGCUGGUGAGCCUGCUACUCCCAGCCCCUAGGUCUUCAGUGACAAUAGUUUUUAAGUGUAUAGGGUUGUCAUACAGAUCCAUCGUACUCAUUACUGAUGGACUUGUUUAUGAAAAACAAAGCCAAAGUGAUUCAGUACCUGAAGGACGAGGCUAUUGUCUCGCAAUCCUUUAUAAGAGGGAGGAAGGGGGAGAACAUUCAGGCGUUUCCGUGCAACUCCUACUCCCAUCAUCAUUAAUCAUGAUCAUUUCAUUGAGAUACACAGGACAGCUCAAUAUGCUUUACUGAGGACGCUUUAACAAUACCAAUAAAUGACUUUGAUUGAAAUCUCUGCUAAAGUCCUUCACAACGCCAGCUUCCAUUAGUGAUACACUUUCUUAAUCAGUAAUGGAAAGUUACAGUACAAAGUUUGUUGGAUGCUGACAGGAGUCCACUGUUUCAGUUAAAUGAGCAGGGCCCACCUGUUAAUAGAUCAAUUAGUCAGUACACAGAAGAUCACUGUAUAAUUGAUAUCAAAGGGCAGGCUUGUGUCCUCACUGUACUUACUGCCCUUAUUGUUAGCUAUCUUACUAAGUUCCAUUACAUUGUACUGUAUGAUCAAGAUAAGUUAUGACCAACAAUGGUUCUGAUGUAUGGUCUGCGAUCUUGUAUUGCUGCACAGUAUUUCAAAAUUGUGCAUAUACCAUAAUAAGAUGUCAAUUUCAGUUAGUAUCUGAGGCAGGGGAAUUCCCUUGAAAUAACUGUGUGCAUGACACAUCUGCCAUUCUUAAUGAUCUGGCUGCUAAUUCAGUUAACAAAAGAUUAAACACAUGUAUUCAUUACUGCCCAACCUGAUUGACAUAACAAGCCAUUAUGUUCUAAGAGUGUUCUCUCUCUCUCUCUCUCUCUCUCAGCAUACUCAGCUCCUGGGACACCUCCUGCCAACCGCUCUUUUGUAGGGAUCGGACCUCGAGACCCUGGCACACUCUACCAGGCACAGGUACACAGCACAGCUAACUUUACUGUAGAAAAGCAACUUUGAUUUCUCUGUUGUCUGUUACACACUACUUCACUUAUGUCCAUAACUGUACAUAACUCGCGCUCAUGUUCACAUAGCCACCACAGGGAAUGCUACUGAAUUAGUACCAGUUGAUGGAAGGAAUAUCUAUACACUGUAUUACAGUAUAUUAUGUAAAUCACUUGAAUAAUCCUAAUCACUAUGAUUUAAGAAAGUUGCUGAUGUCAGACAUACUGUAUGUAGGCCUCUGCUCUAAUGCUCAUAGCAGCUCAGAGCUGUAAACCCUCUCACCCCCCUGGCUCUGUUCCUCUCUCUGAUAUCAAAGCCAUACGUCUAUGUUCAAUUAUAGAUCUGAGGGCAUUAGCUAGGAUCUGCCUCAGGGUCUGAAUGUUUACAGCCAGCCCAGGACCCUUUUGAUGUAACAGGGCUUUUCCCUGUGUGUGAGAGAUUUACAUGGCCUAAGAAAUGUCUCUCUUGUUCAAGCUUACAUUUACCUCAGAGUGAGAUCGUAGAUAUUCACUGUUAACACUCAUGGCUUUCUCUUCCAUUUAGGGAUAGAUGAGGCUUAAACGUUGAUCUAUUAAGUUGGUCUCACUUACAGUGGGGAAAAAAAGUAUUUAGUCAGCCACCAAUUGUGCAAGUUCUCCCACUUAAAAAGAUGAGAGAGGCCUGUAAUUUUCAUCAUAGGUACACGUCAACUAUGACAGACAAAAUGAGGAAAAAAAAUCCAGAAAAUCACAUUGUAGGAUUUUUAAUGAAUUUAUUUGCAAAUUAUGGUGGAAAAUAAGUAUUUGGUCAAUAACAAAAGUUUCUCAAUACUUUGUUAUAUACCCUUUGUUGGCAAUGACACAGGUCAAACGUUUUCUGUAAGUCUUCACAAGGUUUUCACACACUGUUGCUGGUAUUUUGGCCCAUUCCUCCAUGCAGAUCUCCUCUAGAGCAGUGAUGUUUUGGGGCUGUCGCUGGGCAACACGGACUUUCAACUCCCUCCAAAGAUUUUCUAUGGGGUUGAGAUCUGGAGACUCCAGGACCUUGAAAUGCUUCUUACGAAGCCACUCCUUCGUUGCCCGGGCGGUGUGUUUGGGAUCAUUGUCAUGCUGAAAGACCCAGCCACGUUUCAUCUUCAAUGCCCUUGCUGAUGGAAGGAGGUUUUCACUCAAAAUCUCACGAUACAUGGCCCCAUUCAUUCUUUCCUUUACACGGAUCAGUCGUCCUGGUCCCUUUGCAGAAAAACAGCCCCAAAGUAUGAUGUUUUCACUCCCAUGCUUCACAGUAGGUAUGGUGUUCUUUGGAUGCAACUCAGCAUUCUUUGUCCUCCAAACACGACGAGUUGAGUUUUUACCAAAAAGUUCUAUUUUGGUUUCAUCUGACCAUAUGACAUUCUCCCAAUCCUCUUCUGGAUGCACUCUAGCAAACUUCAGACGGGCCUGGACAUGUACUGGCUUAAGCAGGGGGACACGUCUAGCACUGCAGGAUUUGAAUCCCUGGCGGCGUAGUGUGUUACUGAUGGUAGGCUUUGUUACUUUGGUCCCAGCUCUCUGCAGGUCAUUCACUAGGUCCCCCCGUGUGGUUCUGGGAUUUUUGCUCACCGUUCUUGUGAUCAUUUUGACCCCACGGGGUGAGAUCUUGCGUGGAGCCCCAGAUCGAGGGAGAUUAUCAGUGGUCUUGUAUGUCUUCCAUUUCCUAAUAAUUGCUCCCACAGUUGAUUUCUUCAAACCAAGCUGCUUACCUAUUGCAGAUUCAGUCUUCCCAGCCUGGUGCAGGUCUACAAUUUUGUUUCUGGUGUCCUUUGACAGCUCUUUGGUCUUGGCCAUAGUGGAGUUUGGAGUGUGACUGUUUGAGGUUGUGGACAGGUGUCUUUUAUACUGAUAACAAGUUCAAACGGGUGCCAUUAAUACAGGUAACGAGUGGAGGACAGAGGAGCCUCUUAAAGAAGAAGUUACAGGUCUGUGAGAGCCAGAAAUCUUGCUUGUUUGUAGGUGACCAAAUACUUAUUUUCCACCAUAAUUUGCAAAUAAAUUCAUUAAAGCUCCUACAAUGUGAUUUUCUGGAUUUUCUUUUCUCAAUUUGUCUGUCAUAGUUGACGUGUACCUAUGAUGAAAAUUACAGGCCUCUCUCAUCUUUUUAAGUGGGAGAACUUGCACAAUUGGUGGCUGACUAAAUACUUUUUUUCCCCACUGUAAAUACAAACUAAACACAGUACCUCGAUAUGUCCCAAUGUGGCUGCAGAGCUGAGGCAUUUGGGGCUUGCUGCUGCAUUGCAGUGCUUCCUGCUCCAUAAAAAGUGCAAGUGCACCUCAGUGAGGGGUGUGAUGAUGUAAAGGGAGAGAGGAAGAGAAUGAGAGAGACUGCUGAGCUAGGAGGUGUGUGUGUGUGUGUGUGUGUGUUUUAAGAAUGUAACUUGAGAGGUGAAUUAGAUCUGAAGUAAAAUGGCAGAGUCAGCUCAUCUGGCCAGUAGAAACAUGAAAGAACAUAGGGAUCCUGCACAUGCGAUAAUAACCAACACAUUGUAAUGUAAUAACACAGGGACAAUGCUACACCCCAGGUUACCUUUUCUUUUGUUGUAACCCAUCUCAAAGGUAUAGAGAGAAACUACUUUGUAGUGUUAAUUCUGCCAAUUGUCACGGGAUAUCUAGUCUCUGCUGCAUAGUCCUGCUGCACUCAUAGGGAACGUCUUUCUUUGUCAGAGGAAGUCAUUGUUCCUUUGCUCUGUGUCAUGUGGCCUCUUCUGGGCCUCUGCUCCUUCAGCCCUGCUCAGAGAGAGGAACGAUAGGGAACCAAAGGGUGGGGGGAAUGGAGGGGGCCUUAUGAGCCUGCUCCGGAAUGGUCACGUCCAGGGCUGUCUGGUUGCUAUGGGAAACCAGACA
Molecule: messenger RNA, 22043 nt
Organism: Coregonus sp. 'balchen'
Lineage: Eukaryota; Metazoa; Chordata; Actinopteri; Salmoniformes; Salmonidae
Source: the annotation of a GenBank genome assembly